Molecule: messenger RNA, 6911 nt
Organism: Ahaetulla prasina
Lineage: Eukaryota; Metazoa; Chordata; Lepidosauria; Squamata; Colubridae
Gene: SLC38A3
Product: solute carrier family 38 member 3
Exons: 17
Coding region: 211-1731 (506 amino acids)
Biological process (GO): amino acid transmembrane transport; histidine transport; L-glutamine transport
Molecular function (GO): L-histidine transmembrane transporter activity; L-asparagine transmembrane transporter activity; L-glutamine transmembrane transporter activity
Source: RefSeq, a predicted model, not a curated record
CGAUUCUUCGACUCACAGAAGACAUAAAGACCAUCGUCAUCUUUCCUGCCCUAUUUAUAACUUGAGGUACCAAAGGAUGGAAUCUGCAAGUAAAAUCAAGAGACACUCAAUUGUGAACCAUCUUAAAGGACCUCUCAGCAGCCCAGCAUCUGCUGCCUGUUUUAAAACUGUUUGCCAGAGAAGGGAAGCUACUGACUUCAAAAGGAAGAAAUGAAUUCUACGGAAAUCCCCAUCCAGACAGAGAUGAUAGACAUGGUUCCAAAUGGAAAACAUUCAGUAUUAAAUACCUCUUCCAUGGGAAAUGACAGAUUUGAUGAGAACCAGGCGAAUGUAACGGAGAUGGAGGAGUUUCUUCCGCAUGGUGCUGAAAAGAAACAGACCCAUUUCACAGAUUUUGAAGGGAAGACUUCUUUUGGGAUGUCUGUUUUCAAUCUCAGCAAUGCCAUCAUGGGCAGUGGGAUCCUUGGGCUGGCAUAUGCUAUGGCCAACACUGGCAUCCUCCUCUUUCUAUUCCUUUUGACUACUGUAGCUCUCUUGUCCAGCUAUUCUAUACAUUUGCUGCUUAAAUCCUCAGGGAUUGUUGGAAUCCGAGCUUAUGAGCAACUGGGUUACAGAGCCUUUGGGACACCAGGGAAAUUGGCAGCUGCCAUUGCUAUAACACUACAAAACAUUGGAGCAAUGUCAAGCUACUUAUACAUUGUGAAGUCUGAACUGCCUCUAGUCAUCCAGACCUUCCUUGCCCUGGAAGAGAAAACAACGGACUGGUAUCUGAAUGGAAAUUACCUGGUAAUCCUGGUCAGUAUCACCAUUAUCCUUCCUCUGGCCCUCAUGAAACAACUUGGUUAUCUUGGUUAUGCCAGUGGGUUUUCUCUCAGCUGCAUGGUCUUCUUCCUUAUCUCGGUCAUUUACAAAAAGUUCCAGAUUCCUUGUCCACUUCUUGACCAGAUCAACAGCACAGGGAACCUGAACUACACCUUGGUUAGCACAAGCAGCUAUCAAAAUGAACACACUACUGUACAGGCCACAGAGGAAGACAUUUGCUCUCCAAGUUUGUUCACGCUCAAGUCUCAGACAGCCUACACCAUCCCUAUCAUGGCUUUUGCUUUUGUGUGUCAUCCUGAAGUCCUUCCUAUCUACACUGAGUUGAAAAACCCAACCAAGAAGAAGAUGCAGUGUAUCUCCAACAUUUCUAUCACAGUCAUGUAUGUUAUGUACUUCCUGGCUGCCCUAUUUGGUUAUCUCACAUUUUAUGGGCAGGUAGAAUCAGAGCUGCUUCACACCUACAGCAGAGUAGACUCACUUGAUGUGCUGAUCUUGUGUGUGCGAGUAGCUGUGUUGAUUGCGGUGACACUAACAGUGCCCAUUGUUCUCUUCCCGGUGCGCCGUGCAAUCCAGCAGAUGCUUUUUCCAGACAAGGAUUUCAGCUGGAUUCGACAUAUUAUCAUUGCUUUUCUGCUACUGACAUCUAUUAAUUUGCUUGUUAUUUUUGCUCCCUCCAUCCUGGGAAUCUUUGGCUUAAUUGGUGCCACCUCAGCUCCUUGCCUGAUAUUCAUCUUCCCAGCAAUAUUCUACAUCCGGAUCAUGCCCAAGGACAAGGAACCUAUGAAAUCCCUUCCCAAGAUCCUGGCAGCCCUCUUUGCGUGCCUCGGGGUGCUCUUCAUGAUCAUGAGCCUCAGCUUCAUCAUCAUCGACUGGGUGUCAGGUGGCCUAAAGACUGGAGGCAGCCACUAGGCGAUAUUUGGAGCCCCGCGAUGCACAACAAAGCCUUGGGAAACUCAACUGGCUUGGAUCCUUUUCCUACCCCUGCCCUGUGUUAGUACUGUAUCAUUCUUUCAUCCCUGGUUACAUUCUGAGCCACGGGUGCUAUUCCAGUAUGAAAUGCUCACAUUCACACUGAGCCAGAAGUGCUGCAGGCUGGACUAGACCAGAAGCCAAUCUCUUAUUUUCUCUGGGCAUUUGAUUUUCUCUCAAAGUCUGGGAUCGGCCAGGCGAACAGUAGUCUAAAUGAGCAUAUAAACUGGAAAAGUAAGCCCAUUUCAAGGAAGAGGGAGGGGAGGCUGCUAUGAUACACAGUAUAUCUUCAGUUCUAUAUGUCCAGUCCAACUGGCCCACACUGAGGGGACUCAAAAGUCAGCAGGACCAGAAGAAAAUGGAGCAACUGUGCUAAAUAACUUGGAUGUAGGGCUCUCACUUGAUGCUCACUACUGAAUGGUUGAUUUGGGCCAAGCUUUAUAUUAUAUGAAUAUUACACUGAGGCUACAGAAUGAAAAGCGAAGGCUUUUUAAAGCUUGAAGGAGUUUAAGUAAGAAAAAAACAUUAUUUCCUUUUUUUUUAAAAAAAACUUAUUGGUCACAAUCCUAGUUCCAACUACAGAUCCUUAAUCCUACUCAAAUGUCACUGGGCAGGCCUGACUUUUUUUUUCUCUCCCUUACACUGGUUCAGUUUCCUUGUCUGCCCUCUGCAAUGAAUUCCUUGCCACUUUUUAGGUAUCUGUAAAACUUAGAGUGGGUGGUAGGUUAAUGGGGACAUAUUGGGAAACUACAGCCCCUCUGAACUACCAGUUGUGAUGGGGUGAAGAUUUGCACUGGUUUCCAAGGAUCCAUUUACAUGUUCUGAAUUAUCCUGAGGUAUUUGAAGCAGAGAAGAGAUGAUGGCACUGGAAAUUGGGCAAUGUAGCUCUCUCUUCUUAUACAGAACUGAGCUUUAGUUUGGAUUGGAGAUGAUCCUAUUGUUCAUGUCUUCAAAACCUAACUUCUGUUUGUUUGCUCCACUGGGAAGCAAUAAUCACAGUUUUAAGAUUCUAUGUUAAUUGGACUCUUAUGUUAAAAAAUUUAUUCUUCCCUUGAUGCUGACAUAAAUGGACCACGCUGGCUGGGGAAUUCUGGGAGUUGCAAUCCUAAAACUUUUAGAUGACAUCAUAUAUGGGAAGGCUAGCUUUCAGGAUUCAUCCGUGAUUUAAAACAUAAAAUUAUAAGGCCUUGAACAGAAAAAUAUAUGUCAUUUGAACAAUGGAUGACAUAUAGCAAGCAGGAUUUUAUGAAGCUAAGAUGAUUUUAGAAUGUUUAAACUCUGGAAAACUUUAGUGAAAAACAUGGUAAUCAAAACUGAUAUCACAUUUCAAGAUCGGAAAAUUCAAUUUUCCUCCCUGUUAUUAAUACCUGUUUUACAUUGUAACUAGAGCCUAGUCCUUGCACCAGGGGAACAAAAAUGCAAUAGGUUCUUUCUGAGAAGAUUUGAACGACGUUCAUGAGGCUAGUUGUAGUGUAGUUACCGCAUCGGUAACUUGUGAAAAUAUUUUGAAGCUUUAUGGGUACUCUGAUGGUUCCCAGGUAUAAACAGUCAUCUCUAGUCUGAAUGUAUAUUAUAUUUAGUACUUAGCCCUAAUAUAUAAUCCUUAUUACGCAACAAGAAGCUGAUAAUGAUAUUUGCAAAAUUGUUCUACUCUCCUGUCAUAAUCCUGAAGAACAUUUUCCAUACCUUUCAACAUACAUCAGGCAAAAGUAGCUCCUCUGGUUUUAUAGGAACCAAUGAACAAUACUAAGCAAAUGAAAUGGAAUACAUUUCUUCCCUGUUGCCCUAUAGCUAUCCAUUCAAAUCAAACUCUGGUCGAGAUUUUAAAGAUGCACUUUCUACCCUGGAUUACAAAAACAUGUUUUUUGUGUUGUACAAAUCUGACCGUAUCAUGCAGAACAUUUCAGAACUUAGUAAGUAGCAGCACUUUUCCUCCCAAUAUUGAUCUAUAUUGGAUCAAGAAACUCAGCAUUCCUGCAUCGUAUUUUCAAAAUGUAAGCGCUCUCCUGUAGUGUACAAAUCCAUGGAGAAUUGUGUUUAUAUAGGUACCGCAGUGAUGGAAUAGGCAGGUGCCUUAGCUUUCCAUUCCAUGUUGGAUGUUCGGAUAUGCAGCUAAGGUUAAUCAGAUAGCUGUGUUUUGGGGAAUACAAUCUCAGACUGAAGUAAGGUGCUUGAAGGAAUGCCUGAGAUGGCAAACACUGGACCUCUUGUGUUAGAACACUUUGGCACUGAAAGGACUGUAGCUUCCUUCUGCUAUUACCUAUGCACAGCAGCACUUCAUAUAGGCCCUGUAGGGGGUACAGUACCAAAAUCCCUCACUUUCUAUGCACAUCCACUUCCUGCGCACUUUUCAGCAAUAAUGUUUCUCCCAUACCUGGAGUAACUGGAACAGGAUUGCAGGGUGAGGGAUAACUAUGUGUCACAAAACUAUGUUAGAAUGUAGCAUUCGCUCAGUUAAUGUGACACACUGAAGUAGCUUUUCAGUUCCAGCGCCACAGAACACAAAAGGCACUAGCUGAAGCUUUACUGCCCUCUGCCGUAGCUUGUGACUCUUGCAGCUUCCAAUAAUUUGCACCUUAUAAAGCUAGUGACUUUAUUGUUCUUUUAAUUUUCUCAAAGAUUGAUUCAUACACAAAAAUGUUCCAAAAUGGGAUACAUCGCAAACUGAACUUGAGGGAUAUAACUAAGCAAGUCAAAUCUUCAGAAUAAAUGAAUGUUACAUCAGGAACAAGCUAUUUUCAUUCUGAAAUCCUGGUCUAAGUCCAACUGAGGACAUGGACCACAAUUCUUCCCUGCUCCUGCCCUCGCAUUAGCACAUUUCCAAAGUCCAAUUUUUCUUGGUGAUAUUUGAAUAGUGGAGUAAUUAUUUCUACACUGAAGUUGAUGCAGCAAGACCUGCACUAAACACUAAACCUCUUUUGCAUUAUUUCCAUGUAACAAAAAAAGAAAAGAAAAAGAGCAGGUGAAUCACAUCUGUGAUCCUAAACAAAUAGAUUUCCUUCAAAUAGCUGAAACUCAUUUCCAAGAGACUGUCUACGAAUGUGGUCUGAAGAGAAGAACAAAAAAUAAUCCCCAUAUUCAUCCAGAGUCCAGAUUGUAUGUGGAGUUCUGAAUCAUUUAGUUCAAUCGCAGUCAUAUUUUACUUUUUCCUUCUAUGUUUAUCAUCUUCAACCUUCCGCCCAACCUUACAAAAAUCGUUUUUAAAAAGCCUCAUUCCUUUAUAUAUUGUAUCCUAUGAAUUUUAUGGUUGGAUUGUUGUUUAAACUAAUUUUUAAGUCAAUCAGUAAUUAUUUCUAGGGAUUAAUAACUAUAAUGCACAUAAUAAGAAACAUGUAUUUUUGUAUUGGGGUGGUGGCUGGUCAAUUUGCUUUUUAUAAAUAAUGUAUAUAAGAGUAGAUCUUUUUUAAUGUAUUUGUUGUUGCGCUCACUAACUAUGUAUAGUGUACAUAUGUUAUGUCCUCAUUAAAGAGGGUUUGGAUCCCAGAAGUCUUGUCUGAGCUACAGAGAAAAUUUACUACCAGUGUGAAACUCAGGGUAGGAGGAGCUGUUUCUAAAGCUUGGUGUCCAGUUGCAAGAACCAUGAUGAGUAAAGACUACAUCUGCAGUUACAAACAUUUGGCUUAAGUUGUUUUAUAUGAUCUGCUUCUUAAGCCCAAACAUGAUGGAAGUCAGCUUGAAUCUUCUGGCUGAUUUCUGAUAUUGAUGGAGAAUAAAAGACAAUUGAUAAUUUAGCUGUAUUGCCUUACCUAACUGCUGUCUCACAGAAGCAUUGCGUGAUGGAUGCUUCUCAAACCAGAAAAGGGGGUGGAAUGGUGAAACAUGAGAUAGUGACACAGCAUAAAUUCCACCUUAAUUAUGCUAGUUGUAAAUUGAACCAGGGAAUUGUUUUAGUGGGCUUUCAAGAUUAAUGUCGAGCCCUGUGAGGUAGGCAAACUAUGAAAACAACAGCUUGGGUUUCUCGAAAAAUCUUUAUCGUUAGUAGGAUAAAGCAAAGAACCUUGAAAAUCUGAAAAUUGCAAGGAAGGAGCAAAAGAAAUGUGGCAGCCCAAUGGCUUAAUUUCCAAGAGACUAUUCUUGUGGCAUGCUAGGUACUCCUAAAAGGUUACUAGUUACUUAUUAGUCCUUGUUGCCAAUUGACCAUUUGUUUAACCUCUUCAGGUCAUUCUCAAUGUUAGGCAAUAUUAACUGUCUUUUAUGUAUUUUAAUAUUUAUUUAUUUUCUUUAACUUAGACUCGAGCUAGAGAUAAGGUUCCAAUGUUUGUUUGCAACCAGACAAAGAUUGGUUGUUUGGGAUGUCUGCACCAAUUGAGGGCUAAAAGACCUACUGUUAUCAGCAAAGUGACUGGGUAGAAAUGGAAGAGGAAAAAUAAAAGAAAGAGGUGCAUUGACUGAUGCAAGCAAUCAUGCGGAAUCUCAAGGACUCUUUCUCCUUUCUUUUCAUUUCCAAACCCACAGAGGUUUCAGAAGGGGUAGCCUAUAUCUGCCCUUCUAGUGUGCAAACAGUAAGCAAGCUGUGCUGCCUCACUCAACGUAGGUUAAACAUCAGUAUCUCAGUCUCUGUGUGCAUUGCACAACAUGCUUAAGCAGAUAAAUUAAAGAUUUAAAGACAUAGCAUAGCUUGGUUAGCAUUAACCUUGGUUUUUGUGACUUGAGUGUUAUGCAAACCCAGCCAACUGGUUCAGUUACGGUGCAAUGUGUGCAAAACCUUGAAAACUAGUUAAUUCAAUAACCAGGUUCAGCAUGUUGUAUGAACAUGACUUACGUGUCAUAAGAUAUACAACACAGAAAUGUUCUUCUGAAGAAAAAGGACAACAUUUUACCCAAAGAAAACUGGAUGUGUCUGCUUUCCCCCAGAGAUGGCCCAGGCAUGACAUCAGUCCUACCCUCUCUCUGUAUUCCAGUUCCUUUUGUCUCUGCGUUUCAAGUUACAAAGCAAUGGGAGAACUUGUAUGAAAGAGCCUAUUUCUAGAACAGUUUUAAAUUACAUGUAGAAAUUAGAUCUAUAUUUGGAAAUGAAACAAAUCUUUUAAAACAAUAAUAAAGAAAACAUGAAACCUUUUCCUGUAUAUGGAUCUUUGUGUCUGCGAUUGAAAAUCCAAGAUUUGAGAGCCAGAUUAGGG